Molecule: messenger RNA, 11784 nt
Organism: Micropterus salmoides (largemouth bass)
Lineage: Eukaryota; Metazoa; Chordata; Actinopteri; Centrarchiformes; Centrarchidae
Gene: znf462
Product: zinc finger protein 462
Exons: 13
Coding region: 394-8019 (2541 amino acids)
Biological process (GO): regulation of gene expression
Cellular component (GO): nucleus
Source: RefSeq, a predicted model, not a curated record
AUUUAUAGAAAGUGAAGACUUUUGGUGUAAAGUGGUCGAUGUGACAGUUUGUCCAGCGGGACAAAUUAAGCCAUCACGGCAUACUCGGGUUUCCAGUCUGAAUUCAGGAUUUAUGCCCUUCUCUAAUAAGACACAGUGAACCAACUCUGUCAGCCUCGAACUGCCUGUGGUGGAAAAAAUCCUGAAUUCUUUGGAGACGCCCGUUCCUUGGGCAGUGUGGUGCCACCAGACAAGGCCUUCAUUGAGCAGGAACAGGAGUGGUCUUGUAGAAGGGAUCCACACUGGCUCAGCCUACGAAGCAACGGAGCUGUCCAAGGACGAUUAAAUAUUUAAGAGCUUGGAAAGGAGGUUUGGUUUCCCUGAUUUUCCAGGGAGUGCUCCCUCUUUUUAGUGAUGGAGGUAUUGCAGUGUGAUGGCUGUGACUUCCGUGCCGAGUCAUAUGAUGACCUCAAGACCCACAUUCAGGAAGUGCACACUGUUUUCCUGCAGCCUGCAGAUGCCGAUGAGUCUGACUCUUUGAAAGAGGAGGAUGAAGAUGAGGAGGAAGAGGAGGAAUAUGAGGAUAAGGAUGACAAGGAUUACACGCCUCCUAAAGCUGGAAUGAGCCCCAACUCAACUGACAAUUCCAACCAAACAUCACAGAAGCAGACAGCUGACACCCACCUGCCGUUUUACCAGUGCAAGUUCUGUGUCCGUUACUUCAGAUCAAAAUCAUUCUUAAGAAACCACACCAAAAAAGUGCAUAAUGUUGUAGAGGAAGAUUCAGAUCCAAGUAUCUCCUCACAGACAGCAAAGCCACCCAGCUACACUGUUAUAAUGCACAAUGACCAUUCAAAAGUGUAUUCCUGUCAGUACUGCACAUACAAGUCUCCUCGCAAAGCAAGGAUUAUGAAACACCAACUAAUGUAUCAUAACAAAGUUCCCUCAGAGGGCGCUGGAGAGCCUUCCGAAUACGCUCAGACUGGAGAGGAAUCUGACUUAGCCAGUGGGCUCAUGAAGGGAACGUUCGCCUGCGAAUGGUGUGAAUAUCAGACUGACCAGAAGGACAGCUGGACUAAUCACGUGGUGAAGGAACACAGUGACAAGGUCAAGAUAGUUUCCUGCAUUGCGGAGCUGGAUGGGGAGGCAAGUGCAAGCUCACCCAAACCACAUUCUCCAUCCGCCUCCCAAAGCCCGACUAAAUCAAAGAUGAGUUUCACUGAUGUUUGUGGAAAGGAAGAGUCGGUAGGAAAGACAGCAGAAAACACGGGGGAGUCAGUCCCAGAGAUCUCGUCCUUCCAGUAUGCGCAGAUUAGUGCAGUAACACCCAACAGCACAGGUUCCUCCAUUUUGUCCAAGAGGUUUGCUUCAUCUGAUGUCUCCAACAGUGUCAUAGAGAUGGAUGGCAACUUAGUCAAUGAGGAAGACUCUAGGAGCAGCUUAGAGGAUGAUGAUGACGAAGAGUUGGGCGACACAGAUGAUCCCUGCUAUACUGGGACCCUGUCAGCAGAUGCAAAGCAGCUUUUAACUGAUGAGGAUAAUAAAUUACUGGAGACUAAAGGAAUACCAUUUAGAAAGUACAUGAACCGAUUUCAGUGCCCCUUCUGCUCCUUCCUCACCAUGCACCGGCGGAGCAUCUCCCGCCACAUUGAAAACAUUCACCUUUCUGGUAAAACCACGGUGUACAAAUGCGAUGAAUGCCCGUUUAUUUGCACCAGCCCUCUCAAGCUAGGCACGCACAAACAGAGCCACAAUUCCUCAGAUUUAGAUACCUUGGACCUAACAAAUGAUAGCCCAGAACCUCAGAAUGACAAUGUUGCAGAGCCAGUUAAUGGGGGCAAUGUAAGCUCGAAAGUCAAUGGAAAAAAGAUAACCAGCACAUCGAACGACCAGCAGAACCCUCAUCGCUGCACACUCUGCAGCUUCUCUACCACUACCCUGAAAGGCCUGAGGGUUCACCAGCAGCAUAAGCAUUCCUACUGUGAUGACCUAGAUCCCACUGUCUUUGACAGCCAGCUGACUGACCAGCCAGACUCUGAAGUGGACGCUUCUCCAAUCUUUCUGCAAAAAACCCAGACCUCCAUUUUAGGACUUGCCACCAAAAAGCCCUUAGUAACAGGGAAAAGAGCCAGGAAGUCCAUUAAUGACUUGCCUUUGGAUUUGUCCUCGGUUAAGAAGAGAACUAGAAUUGAUGAAAUUGCCAGUAACCUUCAAAGUAAGAUAAGCCAAAGCCAACAGGACAUGAUCAUAAACCUAGAUGACAUGGAUGAUGAUGAUGCAGGAGAAAAUCACGCCAAUGCUGAUAAAGAGGGUAGAAACCAUGACAAUAAAAACUUCACUUACAACACACAACAGCUUCAUGCAAGAGAAUCAAUGAUCUCCCAUGAGGGAGGCAGAAUAGGGAAAAGAAAGAGCAACCCUAAGUCAAAACCUAGAAACAUUCCUAUAUCACUGACUCUCUCAGAUGAUAGUGAAAACAUCUCUGCUGAUCCCAGUGACAGUACUAUCCAAGACAACGCUGAUUAUUCAGAGGAACCAGGGACUGCGCGUUUCUACUGUAAACACUGUGAUUACCACAACAAAUCAGCUCGUAGCGUCAGCACCCAUUACCAGAGGAUGCACCCUUACAUCAAGUUCAGCUUUAAGUACAUCCUGGACCCGGAGGACCAGAGUGCAGUCUUCCGCUGCUUAGAGUGCUACAUUGAAUACACAAAUUACAAUGAUCUACACCAACACUACAUGGAUCACCACCCUGAAGCAAGCAAUGUGCUCAACUUCAACCAACCAAAUCUGGUAUACAUGUGCCGCUUUUGUUCGUACACAAGCCCCAAUGUCAGGAGCCUAAUGCCCCAUUACCAAAGAAUGCACCCUACAGUGAAAAUCAACAAUGCUAUGAUCUUCUCCAGCUAUGUCGUGGAGCAGUCCCACAAAACUGGUGAAUCACAAACCCUGAGGGAAAUAUUAAACUCUGGCCCGAAGAAUUUUAACUCAGCAACAUCAACUCCCAGGUCCUCCUCCAGCCCAGUGCCGAAAACUGUCUCAAAGACCCCUGAAGCCAGUGCUGAGACCGACCCUCUCAAAGAAUCCAUGGGUGGCAAUGUUGUUGUCUAUGAUUGUGAUGUGUGUUCUUUUGCUAGCCCCAACAUGCACUCUGUUUUGGUCCACUAUCAGAAGAAACACCCAGAGCAAAAGGCGUCUUAUUUCCGCAUACAGAAAACCAUGAAGGUCAUCUCAGUGGAUCAAUCACAGUCAGUUGCAAACUCCUCAUAUAAUCUCAGCAUGGCUACGCCUCCAAAACAAUCAAGUGCAGCAGUGUAUGGAUCAGAUGAAGAAAUGUACUACUGUAAACAUUGCGUGUACAGCAACAGAUCUGUUGUUGGUGUGUUGGUUCAUUAUCAAAAGAGACAUCCAGAAGUAAAAGUGACAGCAAAAUAUAUCAAACAUGGUGCUCCCACCCCUGGUUUGAUGAAAUUAAUGGAUGAAUUGCAAAUUGCAGCUCCCAAACAAUUUUUGAAGCAGUUUCAAAAUAAUGGUCAUGAUGGAUCUAACAACUCAAGCCCUAAACCAGGAAGUGGUGAGAAAGGUGAGGAUGAGCUGUUCUUUUGUCAGCACUGUGAUUAUGGCAACCGCACUGUAAAAGGAGUGCUUAUUCAUUACCAGAAGAAGCAUAGGGAAACCAAGGCAAAUGCUGACCUUGUACGUCGUCACACUGCUGUUGUCCGGAGUCAACGUGAGCGUGCACAGAUGGUUCAGUCAGGCAGUGUCUCUUCUGCCAUGAUCCCAGCCCCUCCGGACCCUGAAAACGCUACGUCCCUGCGCUCCCUCAAGUGCAGACACUGUUCUUACACAUCUCCUUACGUGUAUGCCCUUAAGAAGCAUCUGAAGAAAGAGCACCCCACUGUGAAAGCCACAGCCAUGACCAUUUUACACUGGGCUUACCAAGAUGGCAUUCUGGAAGCUGGAUACCACUGCGAGUGGUGCAUUUACUCCCACGCUGAACCCCAAGGCCUGCUGCUCCAUUACCAAAGACGCCAUCCUGAGCACAAUGUCGAUUACACAUAUAUGGCCAGCAAGCUAUGGGCUGGUCCGGAGACUACCCAACAAGGGGGCAAUAUGGAAACCAAACAUUACAAAUGCAGGGACUGUGCCUUUGAGGCUUGUACAAUAUGGGACAUCACUAGUCACUAUCAGGCAGUUCACCCCUGGGCCAUUAAAGGGGAUGAAUCUGUGCUUUUAGAUAUCAUCAAAGGAAAUGGCUCAGCUGAAAAGAUCCACCAGCAGGUUACCAAAGAGCCUGCGUCUUUCACUUGCCAGUCUGUUGAAGAUGAUGGAGCACUGGUCAAUGCCACCCCACCUCAAGAAAACAAUCCCCAUCCUCCCCACCCACGUCUUUCCAUCUCUAACAAUCCUUAUCAGUGUACUGUAUGUCUGUCAGAGUACAACAGCCUCCAUGGCCUCCUCACUCACUAUGGAAAGAAGCACCCAGGCAUGAAAGUAAAAGCUGCAGAUUUUGCACAGGAAGCAGACAUCAACCCCAGUUCUGUUUAUAAAUGUCGUCACUGUCCGUAUGUAAACUCUCGAAUCCAUGGUGUCCUAACUCACUAUCAGAAGAGACACCCGUUAGUGAAAGUCACUGCAGAAGACUUUGCAGAUGAUAUAGAGCAAAUCACUGACGUAAAUGAAGGAGAUGACAAGUGCAAAACUCAAAGGCAGGGUUAUGGCGCCUACAGAUGCAAAAUGUGCCCGUACACGCAUGGGACACUGGAGAAACUGAAAAUCCAUUAUGAGAAAUAUCAUAAUCAGUCGGCCUCUGUUAUGUUCACUCCCUCAAUGACAAAUUUUUCUCCCAGUAAAGAAACAGAGCCAGUGGCAGAAUGCAGUGCUGGUAAUAUAUCAAGCGCAGCUAAAGUCCAGGAGGUCAGUGAAUUGGACCUUGCCCUCUCCCAGUUACCCAUCAAUAAGACAGAGAAACAUGCCGUAUUCAAGUGUCAGCUCUGCAAAUACUUCUGCUCCACCAGGAAAGGCAUCGCUCGCCACUACCGUAUCAAACACAACAAUGUUCGUGCUCAGCCAGAGGGUAAAAACAAUGUCUUCAAAUGUGCUCUGUGUUCAUACACAAACCCUAUACGCAAAGGCCUAGCAGCACACUACCAGAAGCGGCAUGAUAUUGAUGCAUAUUAUACCCAUUGUCUGGCUGCUUCCAAGACUAUGAGCGAUAAGCCUAACAAAGUGAUAGCACCCGUGCCAUCAGAAGGGGACAAUUCAGAAAUGAGUGAAGACUUGCGUUUGGCUGUGGAGAGACGCAGGUGUUCUCUUUGCGGCUUCCAGGCCUUCAGCAGGAAAAGCAUUGUCUCACACUAUAUUAAACGGCACCCAGGUGUCUUCCCCAAGAAGCAGCAUUCUAGCAAGCUUGGUCGCUACUUUACUGUUAUCUAUGCCAAAGAACCAGAGAAGAUUGCUGUCAGUGCAAUGGCAGAGGAAGACAAGGAAGUGCUGGAGGUUCCGCUUGAAAACGAGCAGGAAAGAGAAGUUGAAUGGCUGCCAUUCAAGUGUCUAAAAUGCUUCCGAUUGUCCUUCAGCACAGGCGAGCUGCUCUCUAUGCACUACAAUGACCACCACAGCAAUGACUUGAAGAGGGACUUUGUGGUAUCGCCCGGUCCUGGGGAUGAGGAUUCUGAGUUGUACCAGUGUUCUCACUGUGAGUUGAAGUUCCAGGCACUCCCAAUUCUGGCCAAACAUCUAUUGAACCACAAUGAGGAGUUUCAGAAGAGGGCCAUGCGGCAGGAGAGGAGGAGGCAGCUUCACAGUAAACAGAAAGCCGCAGAACUACCUGAGACCAAGCCCGAGAAGGAAAGCCCUGUAAAUAAAGCUCCCAUAGGAUUCAGGUGUAACUUCUGCAUCGAAGUGCACCCCACCCUUCGAGCCAUCUGCAACCACCUUAGGAAGCAUGUACAGUAUGGAGAGGUCAAAGAGGGACAUGUCAAGCAGGAAGUCAGUGAAGUCCCCCUUACCCUGCCUUCAGAGACCCUAACUAAUGGCGACCUGGAGGGGGAUGAAGCAGCUGAAGCCCAUGGCCUCGAGAGACCUGCAGCUACAAUGAUAGGUUCACCCUCAGUUUCCACAGCCUCUGGUGGUGUUGCUGUUGCUGUUACCACAGAGACACUGGAACCAGAAACGCACGCUGCUGAAGAAAGGGCAGCGGCCCUCGUGCCCGCAGCGGUGUCAGAGGACCAACUGAAGCAGCGAUUAACAGCAGGGGGUCACCCAUGUGCCCAGUGCGACCGAGUCUUCAUGUCCAUGCAGGGACUGAGGUCCCAUGAGAGGAGCCACUCAGCCAUGGCACUGUUCAGCAGAGAAGACAAAUACAGCUGCCAGUACUGCCAGUUUGUCUCACCCUUCAGACACAAUCUGGACAGGCAUGUGCAGUCUCACCACGGCCACCACAAGCCCUUCAAGUGCAAACUCUGCCCCUUUAAAUCUGCCUACGUGAGUCGCUUGAAGAGCCACCUGCAUAAGGCACACACAGGUGAGCAGCACACAUACAAGUGCUUGUCGUGCCCCUUCUCCUCUAUGACCAUCAGCCAGCUGAAGGAGCACUCUCUGAGAGACCAUGGUGAGGCCCUGACCCUCCCCAAACUGCGGGCUGCUACCCAGGCUGCUCAUGCCGCCCUCAGGCCCUCCCGGCCGGCCAGUAACACAGAGCAGACUCCAGUGGACCUGGAUGACCCAUCAUACCUGGAGCCAGCGGAUGUUCGUCAGCAGCUUAGUCAUUACCAGCUGGCCUCCCGCAGUCACAUGUCUUCCAGCUCAACACCUGGUGGUUCAACAGUGGCUGACAAUCGACCAGACGGCAUCCUCACUUGUGAGUUCUGUGAGUUCAGCUCUGGAUACAUGCAGAGCUUGCGUCGGCACUACAGGGACCGUCAUGGUGGCAAGAAGCUCUUCAAGUGCAAAGACUGUUCCUUUUUCACCUGCUACAAGAAUACCUUCACCAUGCAUGUGGAGGCUGGUCACAACAACAAUGCACCUGACGACUUCCCUAAAGACCUGCGCUGCCCUCUCUGCCUCUACCACACCAAACACAAGAGCAAUAUGAUUGACCACAUUGUCCUGCACAGAGAGGAGCGUGUGGGUCCACUGGAGGUCAGCCGCUCCAAGCUGUCACGUCACCUUCAGGGCCUGGUGUUCCGUUGCCACAAAUGCACCUUCACAUGCUCCAGUGACCAGGCCUUGCAGCUGCACCUGCAAAAGCACGCUGAGAUCAAACCCUACCAGUGCCAGCUCUGUUAUUAUGACAGCAGUCGACGGAGCCAGCUAGAGGAGCAUCUACGCCUUGAGCACAAGGUUAUCAGGAACUUUGAGCUGAUGGGCCGGGUCAACCUGGACCAGCUGGAGAUGAUAAAGGAACAAGGAAGCAGCGCAGAGGAGGAAGAAGAGAGAGAAAUCAUGGAGAUGGUUGGAGAUGGAAAAGUAGCUGCUGCAGAGGAGGAGGAUGAUGACGAUGACGAAGGAAUGGAAAUUAUGGAGAACAUAGUGGAGGAGCAGAGAGAGAUGGAUGAUGAGGAUCUAGAGGACGACAUCAAAGAGGAAGAGGAGGAGGAGGAGGAGGAGGAGGAGGAAGAAUAUGAGGAAGAGGAAGAUGAAGAGGAAGUCAAGGAAGUGGAGGAAGAAAGGCCUGCUCUACAAGAAGUUCUAGCAUCUCCCACCAGCAGCACCAGCAGCAGCUCUGGGCCGAGCGCUGCAGAGAAGCGUCUCCCCUGUGAGUUCUGUGGGCGCUGCUUCACCAACAGCCUUGAGUGGGAACGACAUGUCCUUCGACAUGGCAUGAUGGUUAACAACAGCCGAAUGGAUACCAGCACCACCUCCGCAAUAGAGGCCUCAGCGUCAUCUUCCAGUGGCUCCUCUGUCCUAAUGGAAUCAGGUUUGGACCUGUCCAGCAAAGAGGAAGGGAACCCCGCUGAUUUAUCACUGAGAAGUCAAAGCCAGUAUGUGGAAGACAAAGCAAUGCUUGAAACCAAAAAGGAUCAACUAUUUGGUUGAACUGAUUGUGGGCUCUUGUGCUAGAAACUGAUAACAUUGGGUAGGCUCAGCACUGAGAUGGAUCUUAAAAUAGGACGUUAAAGGAAACAAAGAGAUUUAAACUGAAAAAAAGUGACUUCUUAUGAGUUGACGCAUCACUAGAUUUUAGAUGUUACAUAUUUAAGUAUUAGGUUGUGCUGCAUAAAACGGCUGAGCUCUUUAAAUGGGCAGUCCCCUAGGACAGAUCUUAAUAUAUUGGUAACCAAUAGUGAACAGAACUCUUUAUUGCUGACAUUCUGGUCAAAUCUACAGUGAAAGAUCCCACCUAGAUAAAACAAAGCUAUUUAUAAAGAAUGUUGUCCAAAAUGAUUAACUAAAUUUAGCAUUUUAUUAUUUGAAGCACCUUUUACACUCCCCCUGCUCAUCCAAAACAGGGUUACUGUAAAUUUACCUAAAAGGAACAAAUAAAAUAUGAAAGCAUUUACACCCGUUGCCCACUGUAGAGCUACCUUUUCUUGUUUCUUGUUGAAAUUUGAGACUUUUUUUCAUCUUAGCCUCAUGUUAAAUGUGUAGAAGUAUUCCCUGAGGAAGAGUCGCACCUUAUCUAUUUUAGUAAAAUGACAGUUCAUGUUUUCUUCAUUCGUAGAAAUACUGAUAAUUUCCCUCAAUGUUUGUAGCAAAUUGCUAUAUUUUAGGUCCCUUAAUAUUAUACUACGUAUAAGCCUUCAGCCUGUGGCACCCUUCACAUUUUGACUGUACUAUUUUAUUGCCCAGUAAUUUCACUGGUGAAAUCGUGGAAAUAAAUGGACUGGUUUAAAUCUUCCUUCCCCUGUAAAAUAUCAUGUUGUUUGUAGUCCAGGUUAAACAAUAUGACAGUUGACCUGUGCACUCAGAAGAUCAAUAUAACAACAGUGAUAUGUUUAACGUGUCAUGACUGAAUCUAUAUGAUAUAGUUAUCCGUUAAGAUGAGCAAAAGCAAAAGUUAGCCCAGAACCUUACUACAGGUUUUAACAACGGUGGUGUAGUAUUUGCAGACAUGAUCAAUAGACUGAGAUUACACAGUGCAAAAUUUGUAAUUGGAUGUGCCAGAAUUCAGCUCUGUUCACAUACUGUUAGUGGAUCCACAAAUGAUAAUUAAAUGCAACGUUUGGAGGCUUUUAUUGACAUAUGCAUACCUGCGAUCUGACUGACGGGAUUACACUGUGCGCCAACCAAGUGUUGACCACCACGGCUGAGUGUUGAAGCCAGUGUGCAAGUGCUUUCAAGGGCAGUUCCUGUAAUGGCUUUCUUUAAUUCAUUGUUUAAUUAAGAUCAGAUUGGGUUAAUCAAUUGCACAGACAGUAAGUACUGGUACAAAGAAAUGUGGUUUAUCAUCUAAACAGGAAAUGCAAAUGGUAACAAAGAGGAUGAGGUUUAAUCAAACAUUAUAUAUAUAUAUAUAUAUAUAUAUAUAUAUAUGCCCUGCAGAUAGCUUUGAUUUAUUGCCAAGGUUUUGAGAAAUCCAUCUCUGAGAUUUGUAUUUCUGCUAAUCCAAUAGAAGGGAAUGGAAUUUCAUUAUUUCAUUUGUUAUACUCACAGCAUUGAAACUUUUCAGAAAUUUUCAUCUGAACUAUUUUGUACCAAAUAAAUAGUCCCUAUGAAAGCUGACAGUGUGUUCUGUGUGUUGUUUUUUAAGUAUGUUUUUUUUUAAUGCUGUGAGCACCACAAAUGAAAUGCCAUGCUAAAAUUGGUAUGUUUGGAGCCAUGUUUACUUGACUGACAGAUGUCUCUGCCUUUCACAGUCAGCCCUGGUGAUUACCUCAACUCCAUCCAGUUUCCUCCACAUCGCCCAAAUUCGCAUUUUUACACUCCAAAAUGACUGACAGGCUGGCAUCGAGGAUUAAACUCAAAUCUAGUGCUUCAAAACACCCCUUCAGAAACUUAUGGCUGAUGCCACAGACACCAAACAUGUUUUUCUACAGUCUAUUGUCCAGUUUUGACAUGAUGGGAGACACUGAAAAGACAAGUGUAACCAGGUCAGAAAGUCCUAAAACCGUUUGUUUCCACAUAUAUAAAGUAUAUUCGGCACUGGGACUGUAUCUUGGAGAUUUUACUUUUUAAAGGUGUCAAAUUCCCCAACUUUAACCCCUUUAAAUUCUCAUCCUGUAUUGAAACAACUGUCAUAGCUUGCAUUUGUGUGCUUCUUUUUAGAAAAUGUUGUUCACGUUAUUGUUGAUACUGACAAAAGGCAGAGAUUGUAUUUGUUGGAAGUUGCUGCUUGAAUGCCCUAAAGCCUUAUGAGAUAAUGAAUAGCAAUUAAGUCAAAUUUAUGUCCAAUUCCAAUAAGACCAAUAAGCAAACUUAAGUGGCCUGAAAUAAAAUGGCUGAUAAACACAAUGUUAAAUUUGUAGAGGAGCACAGUUAAUGUAAUUGUGUUCUUGGUACCAAAAUAUUUACCAAACCUGCUGUGUUUGCUGCUGUGAUUGUCCUUCCUGAGCAUUUAACCAUUGAUGGAAAUGGGAAAUCUGGGUUAGGACCAUAGAAUUUUGGAAUUAGAGUUCUAUGGAUGUAACCCAGGUAAACUACAUGUCUGCAGCCAUGUAUAGAAAACAAAACUACUCGUUUAAGUGUUUGAACUGUGGUGUUUCAGAAAGGAUACUUUAACCCUUUUUUCCUUUAGGUGUUCUCAAUUUUUUUCAAAAAAAGAAAAAAAGAAAUCUAAAGAUGAUAGCUAACCCUUAGGGGCUUUUUGAGUCCCCAAUCCAACAUUAUUACACUGUUGUACAAUGUCUGGUUACAAUGAAAAUAUCUCCUUUUUUGUACUGUAAUGGGAAUGAGCAGAUAGGAAGAGCAGUGUGGUUGUAUAAUAUUUAAAGGCGAGAAGGAAAAUGAUGCAGUUCUGCGGCCAAUUAAUGGCCAGGGCUUUUAUUGCAAAGAAGAAAAACAUGGCAGAGUAAGACACAAGAAAAAAAUUGUUCCUUUUGGGGCAUUUACCUAAACUGCUUGGUCCUUUUCUGGGAUUGGCCACCAUCUGGGUUGCCAGAAAACCAAUAGAUCCAUCUGCGAUCUAGCUCACUCAUGUCCACUCUGACAUCUGACACACCAGUAUCUUCUAUCCCUGACCUGUAAGGGCAUCAGCUCACUUGUUCCAAGUAGGCCUGUUCAUAGUCUACCCUGUCAACAAUAGGUGGGAAUGUAGCAGCCCCACUUUGCUCCUCAGUCCUUGUUAUACCUUAAAAACCGGUUGAGUUGGUGCUGAAUCUCAAAGCGCUUUUUCUGUUUUUCAGGACCAGCUUGUAGCUUUUUGAAAGUGAAACCGUUUGAAAACUGUUGUUGUAGAAAUAAGCUUUGUAAGGCAGCUUGUUGCCCAACUUGAAAGCCCAGUAAAGCAGAUGAUAAACUGGGACGAUCUGGGUAAUGAAGCUGUCAACCCCAAAUUGUUUGUUGUUCUGUGAUCAUUUUAAGAGAAAAUGACUAUGAAUCCCUCACUGUGUGCAGUCUCUAGACUGUAAUAUUCCCAGUUUACCCAAAGUUACGCCCCUGCUGACAACACACUGGAUACUUGUAUAUAUGUUUAGUUUGUUUCCGAUGCAUUUCUCUUUUCAGACUGUUGUCUCCAUAGUUUGACACUAGAAUCUCUCCUUCUUGCCUUUCUUCCCAUAUAAAUCUGAUUACCUGAUGGUGGGUUGUGAUGUUGCCUAGAAUGAUUGUUUACAAUUUUAUUCCAUUUAUCUCUGGAUAUUCUGUAAAUAUUGUAAUUCAUUGUCUUUUUUUAACUUGAUAAUAAAGUUAUCAGAUAACGGUUAA